Pseudozyma hubeiensis SY62 is the source of this 279-nucleotide messenger RNA. Its product is annotated as calcium-transporting ATPase. NCBI's taxonomy places the organism in Eukaryota, Fungi, Basidiomycota, Ustilaginomycetes, Ustilaginales, Ustilaginaceae. Bases 1 to 279 code for a protein of 92 amino acids. The transcript has a single exon. The record is from RefSeq and is a predicted model, not a curated record.
AUGCCAAGCUCAAUCCGACUCAUCCGCAUUCUUGGCCGUCUUUCUGCGUUUGCCACCUCGAUUGUCACCUGCUGCUGCCGCUGUUGCUCCUGCUGUCGAGCUGUCGGUCUCGACCGGAUCAGGAACCUUGGCUACGAUGUCUUUGAGAAAGUCAAAGGUUUCGUUGGUGUGCACUGUCCUCUUGCUGUUGCGAUUCGAAGACGGGAGCGACAUGAGAGCGGAGGGGGAGAGAGAGAAAGACGGAUGUCUGGUCAGUACGCGAUCGUGAUCCUGCGAUGA